GCCCGUAGGCUGUAGCUUCAUGUUGCUUCCUCUUGAUGGAUCGGCUCGGAUCGCCCCGACAACUCUGGCCGACACCACUCCACUCCAUCUCUGAACUUGAUUCCUACCGCAUUGACAGAACACGAGGUCUUACGUCCCAAUCAACUCGCACGAUGAUCGGUCCGGACUCCGGACAGCCGUAGACGGUAGGAUCACUACAUUUGUGGCUUCUUAGCCGUGUCCUAUCUCAGCGUCUUCCCGUUACAUCGUACCUCUUCCGAACGCCUCAUGCAACCUCCAGCUUCGAAAAUGUCUCGUGGGUGUGAGAGAUACCCUCCAAGUCCGCUUCAACUCGGACGCCGUUCUCUGGUACGAAGCAUGUCGUGAUUUACACUGAAUUAAAUGCCACCCCCUUGCUUCCGGGCCCUGGGUCUUCCCAGUUCCAUCUAUAACUCGCCUCGAUUCAUAUCUACAUGUGCUGUCCAGUGUCCCGGUUUUCAUGAUGGACGUAGAGUCAUCAUACGCCGCAACUGUCAUCACGCUGGUGGCGCACGAUGCUCGCCUCGGGCUACCCCUAUUAGCUCUGCUCAGUCUGCUUGGCUGGAGGCUUUACACUUUCACCAUCCUACCAUGGCUUUAUCCCAAUGAUCCAAAGGAGUAUCCAUACUGGAUUCCAGGCCUUGGCCACCUUAGAUCCUUCUUCAAGGACUCCAACAAACUACUCUCGGACGCAAGACUCUACUUCCACGACAGCAGGGAGCCCUUUGCCCUCACCGUCGCCGGCCAAAAAUGGUACGUCCUUCUACGACCCGAGGACGUUACCUCGACAUACAAGAUGGACGAAAGCUCGCUUUCCUACGACAUUUUCGCCGUCGAAGUCAUGCGAAUGGUGGGCAUCACCGAAGAAGGCGUCCGAAAAGCUUUCCAGACCCAGCCUGUCGAGAAAUAUGGCGCCCAGACCGCAGCCACACCUUAUAAGCACUUGGUGAGGCUUUGCAAGGAGUACCAGCUGGUGCAGCUCUCUCCAGGACCCCGACUGGAUCGGUUGUUAGGACAAGCAAUCGGACAGUUCAACCUCCGUCUGGACCUGCAGUCCAUACGCACUUGGGGGGCCGGAUGGUAUGCCAAUUCCACGACCUCUGCCCCGGGCUCCGUCGACGUGUCCCUCUACAAUUGGGUCUCCGAUGUCUUCAUCGAUUUUGGUACCAGGGCAUACUUCGGCGACCUGCUGCAGGACAUUGCGCCUGAUAUUACCCGGACUUUCAUGGCGUUCGACGCACUUUCCUGGCAGGCCAUGUACCAGUAUCCUUCUUUUCUGUGUGGCGAGAUGACCAGAGCGAAAGGGAAACUGCAGAAUGCCAUGGCCGAGUACUUUGCCUCUCCAAAAGACCAGAGAGAGGAUAUCUCCUGGUUCAUAUCGAAGGUGGAGGAGGAGAUGGACCGGCUUGACAUAGCUGCCUCUGACAGGGCCAUCUUUUUCUUCCAGCUAUAUUGGAGGUAUGUCCCCUUUUCGUCCAUCUCUCGCCUCUGUAAAGAAAAGAAGAAAAAAAAAAUCACACCUUUAACAGUGCCUAGCAUCAACGGAAACACGCGAAAAGCCCCCUUCUGGAUGCUCUCCCACCUUCUCUUCAACCCAACCCUCCUCGACCUCAUCCGAGCCGAGACCGAGCCCGCCAUAAGCAAGAACGGCAUCGACCUAUCCCACCUCCUCAACACCCAGACCUGCCCCCACCUCAACAGCGUCUGGGACGAAACCAUCCGCCUCGCCGCCUACGCCGCGUCGGUCCGCUUCCUCGCCCGCGACCUGCAGCUGGGCGGCAAGACGCUCCGCAAGGGCAACCGCCUCAUGAUGCCACAGCGGCAGCUCCAUUUCAGCGAAGAGGCCUUCGGGGCGGACGCCGCGGCGUUCCACCCGGACCGGUUCUUGGAGGACCCGGCGCUGCGGCGGCACCCUUGUCUGCGGCCUUUUGGGGGCGGGGCGUCGAUGUGUCCCGGUCGGAAUCUGGCGAAGCAGGCGACGCUGGCUUUCGUGGCCAUGGCGGUACGGAGAUUCGAGAUGGUGGUAGAGCCGCCUGGUCAGCCUUUUCCUGAGGCGGCGGAGGGGAAGCCGUCGAUUGGGCUGGUUGAUGUGCAGGAGGGGUAUGAUCUCAAGGUGAGGCUCAGGGCGAGGUAGAGACGGGUGGGUGUGUCGGUCAUAUCAAGUUGCAUCCAUGUCCCCUGUUUUUGAUCUCGAGAGAAGUAAAAGUGCCAAUCCAAAGGCCCGGUUGUAAACUCCCAGUGUCCUCUCUCUUUCCUCUGCGUCCAAUCCAGACCUCAGUGCC
Messenger RNA from Sodiomyces alkalinus F11, 2300 nucleotides. Its product is annotated as cytochrome P450. The coding region runs from base 482 to 2152 and encodes 556 amino acids. Gene Ontology annotation, molecular function: heme binding; steroid hydroxylase activity; iron ion binding. The transcript has 3 exons. Lineage: Eukaryota; Fungi; Ascomycota; Sordariomycetes; Glomerellales; Plectosphaerellaceae. The record is from RefSeq and is a predicted model, not a curated record.